UUGGGCGCGGGUGCCGCUCGCAGUCGGGGGUGGCAACGGCCUCGGGCGCCAUGACUGGCGGCAUCGAGAACGCGGCGUUCGAGACUCCCAGCCCCAGCUUCGGCCGCCAGCGCUCCUGGAGCCCCGCCGGCUCCGAUGCCAGUGCCCGCGCCCGUGCCCAUGCCCAUGCCCCUUCUCCCUCCGAUCUCGACUUUGAGGAGGGGCCCUGCGGGUGGGGCGGCUGCACCCCGGAGGCUCUGCAGCUCUGCAACAACCCCGAGGGCUACCUGGCUGUGUACAGCCUGCUGGCCACCUUCCAAGGUAUUGUGGUAAAUGGCCUGGUUAACAUUAGUAUUUCAACAAUUGAGAAGCGUUAUGAGUUGAACAGUUCCCUGACUGGCUUGAUCUCUGCAAGCUAUGACAUUUCUUUUUGCAUGUUGUCACUGUUUGUAUCUUUCUUCGGAGAAAGAGGGCACAAACCACGAUGGCUUGCUUUCUCAGCAUUUAUGCUAGGACUGGGCUCCCUUGUGUUUUGCUUACCACACUUCAGUGUUGGAAAAUACCAUUAUGGAGCUAAACCUGAAGACACAUGUCAAGCUCCAGAAGCCAUGUCUGCUAAUGUAACUUGCAAUGCCAGCACAAAGUCUUUGCAUCAUAAGUAUAUGUAUGUCUUCAUUCUGGGACAGCUGCUGCUGGGAGUUGGAGGAACUCCGCUAUAUACUUUGGGAACAGCUUUUAUUGAUGAUAGUGUCCCAAAACACAAGUCCUCCCUUUAUAUAGGAAUUGCCUAUGCCAUGUCUCUGCUGGGUCCUGCUAUUGGAUAUGUUGCAGGAGGGCAGCUGCUUAAUGUUUAUAUUGAUAUCCAGAUCCCAGAAAGUACAAAGGUGGAUCAAGAUGACCCACGUUGGCUUGGAGCAUGGUGGAUAGGAUUUCUUGCAUGCUUUUUUGCAAUUUGGCUUCUUAUAAUACCUUUUUCAAUGUUUCCAAAGCACCUCCCAGGAACAGCAAAAAUACAGGCUGAAAAAGUCUCUGAAACUCAUGAUGAUGGAAGUGAAGCCCUGGUUCGGAUAAAGAAUAUUGGAAAAAAUUUUAAAGACUUUCCUGUAUCUCUUCUGAUACUGUUGAGGAAUCCAGUGCUUAUGUGUCUAAUAAUAGCCAGUUCUUCAGAAGCUUUAGUUACCACUGGAUUUGCCACAUUUCUACCGAAGUUUAUAGAAAAUCAGUUUGGAAAGACGUCGAGUUUUUCAGCAACUCUUGGAGGACUUGUGUUAGUUCCAGCAGCAGUACUAGGCCAAGUCAUAAGUGGCAUCUUGGUUUCCAAGUGCAAAAUGAAUUUGAGAAGCAUAAUCAAGUUCAUGAUAAGCACUUGUUCAGUGGCCCUGCUAUUAAACACAGUGUUUUUAUUUGCCAAAUGCAGGAAUGAACCUUUCGCAGGUGUUUCUGAAACAUAUAAUGGAACAGGCACGCUGCAUAACUUAACAGCACCAUGCAACGCUAACUGUGGAUGUUUGCGCUCUAUGUACUACCCAGUGUGUGGCAGGGAUCGAGUUCAAUACUUUUCUCCGUGUUUUGCAGGAUGCAAAUCAUAUCUUGUUGAUAGCAACAUGACAAAGAUAUACCAAAACUGUUCCUGUGUUGGGGAACCAAAAAGCGAAAAUGGUUCAGAAGACUUUCUCUUUGAAGCUAUCUCUGGGAAAUGUCCAACACAAUGCAAAUUUUUGCCUUUAUUCUUGACGAUCUUCUUUUUUGCUGUUGUUUUUACCUUUAUGGCUGUUACUCCAACAACUGUGGCCAUUCUCAGGUGUGUGCCACAUAAACAGCGGUCAUUUGCUCUUGGAGUACAGUUAGUGUUUCUACGACUACUGGGUACUAUUCCUGGGCCAAUUUUGUUUGGAGUUUCUAUAGACAGCAGCUGUACGCUGUGGGAUAUUGAUGAAUGUGAAACUAAAGGAGCCUGCUGGAUAUAUGAUAAUGAAAGAGUAGUUUAUCUGCUGAUGGGCAUGAGUGCUGCCUGCAAAAUCAUCACAAUCAUCUUUGUGGUCCUGGCAGUGUAUUUCUACAAGCCUCCACCACAGAAUAACGCACUGUCACCAAAGGAUGCAGAAAUGGUAUCUGCUGUACACACAUGAACUAUAAGCAAAUCAGGGACUUUUGAAAAAAACCAAUAAGAAUAAGCACUUUUACAACAGUUGUACCAAAGUUCUUGUACACCCUUGACUGAAUAUGAAAGAUCACAUUAAACAUCUGAACAGCUUAAAAUAUUUGUGAACCUGUAGUGUUCGCUGAUUUGCUAAACAUUGCUUAGUAUUCCAUUGUGUAUAUGCAAAGAAAUGACACUUUAUUUGCAGUUUAAUUUAAAAAGUCUAGUGUGUAACUUAAUUGAAACAAGUUGCAUA
Empidonax traillii (willow flycatcher) is the source of this 2375-nucleotide messenger RNA. RefSeq names its product solute carrier organic anion transporter family member 4C1 (gene SLCO4C1). Gene Ontology annotation, biological process: transmembrane transport; sodium-independent organic anion transport. The record is from RefSeq and is a predicted model, not a curated record. Bases 51 to 2108 code for a protein of 685 amino acids. The transcript has 13 exons. Lineage: Eukaryota; Metazoa; Chordata; Aves; Passeriformes; Tyrannidae. Gene Ontology annotation, molecular function: protein binding. Gene Ontology annotation, cellular component: membrane.